AUGAAGAACAAAAGUGGUCGCCGAAGACGCAAUCAAAAUGCGCACCAAAAAACAACUCGAAACAAAGCCGCUGCUGGCGAUGGGAACGAAGACAUGCUUAGCAAGCUGCCCAACGACCUUUUGCUCAACAUUUUGGAGAGGGUGGACACGCUAGACGCGAUAAGGACCUGCGUCCUAUCCAAGCAAAUGCUGAAGCUCCCCACCAUGUUCUCUCGGUUCUUCCUAAGUGUCAGUUCCAUUCCAGCCUACCAUGACAAAGCUCGUGUGUCCAGCCUCAGCGUCAGCGACAUGCUCCGAACCAACAGUGCUCUGGCUCAUGUAACGGAUAACAUCUUGAGCACAAGGAGCACGGAGGUCGCCAUCAGCAAACUCAAAAUCAGAUUCAUUCUGAUGCAGCGUGACUCCUUAGUCAUUGGCAACUCUGUUGCCCGCGCCAUGGCAACCCAGAAGGUUGAUGCAACCGAGUUUGAGAUUGUGACAGAGAAGGCUUAUAAGAUCUGCUCUUCUGAUGAUCUCCUCCAGUACGGGAAGCAAUUCAAUGAUUUUAUCGGUGCUUGUCCGGAUGCAUUUGCCGGCCUUAGGUGCCUCUGGCUGCGUAAUAUGAGGUUUGGUGAACUAGACAUCCCCAACAUCCUGAGCACUUGCAAGCUCUAG
Triticum turgidum subsp. durum (durum wheat) is the source of this 654-nucleotide messenger RNA. The record is from the annotation of a GenBank genome assembly. NCBI's taxonomy places the organism in Eukaryota, Viridiplantae, Streptophyta, Magnoliopsida, Poales, Poaceae.